Molecule: messenger RNA, 2236 nt
Organism: Lutra lutra (Eurasian river otter)
Lineage: Eukaryota; Metazoa; Chordata; Mammalia; Carnivora; Mustelidae
Gene: RMDN1
Product: regulator of microtubule dynamics 1
Exons: 10
Coding region: 122-1183 (353 amino acids)
Cellular component (GO): cytoplasm; mitotic spindle pole; spindle microtubule
Molecular function (GO): microtubule binding
Source: RefSeq, a predicted model, not a curated record
CGGAAAAGGCGGCCUGGGAGAGGGAGGUCGCGUUUUCUCGGGGAGGAUUGGGGAGAAUUACUCUCCGCUGCGCUCCACAGUGGCCCAAAGGGGUGAAGGGUCAGUCCGCGAGUUGUAGGUCAUGGCGCUGGCCGCUCGCCUCUGGCGCUUUCUGCCUUGGGGACGUCGCAUCUUUCCGGGACCUUGGCUCUCGAGGGGUGUUGCUGGCAGCCGCGGGCUGUGCUGUACUAGGCGACUCCGCGGCUCUGAGGUAUCCCCGCCGACCUCCCGCUCCCCUCACUACUGGCUGGGCUCCGGCACCCUCUUGUUCAGCCUGGCUGCGCCGUAUCACCAUGGGGAAUGUGGUGAACUGAGGAAGGUGAUGGGAAAUCUAGGAGCUUUCAAAAGAAGCCUUUUAUUCUCAGCUUUACCUUAUUUGGGUUUUGAAGCAUACCAAGUAUUUUCCCAGGCUGUUAUGGUUCAUGCCACAGCCAAAGUCUUCAGAGUUGAAGAAAUUCUUGAGCAAGCAGACUAUCUAUAUGAGAGUGGAGAAACAGAAAAACUUUAUCAGUUGCUGACCCAAUACAAGGAAAGUGAAGAUGCAGAGUUACUGUGGCGAUUGGCACGGGCAUCACGUGAUAUAGCUCAGCUUAGUGGGACCUCAGAAGAGGAGAAAAAACUCCUGAUUUAUGAAGCCCUAGAGUAUGCAAAAAGAGCACUAGAAAAAAAUGAAUCCAGUUUUGCAGCUCAUAAGUGGUAUGCAAUCUGUAUUAGUGAUGUUGGAGAUUAUGAAGGCAUCAAGGCUAAAAUUGCAAAUGCCUACAUUAUCAAGGAACAUUUUGAGAAAGCAAUUGAACUGAACCCAAAAGAUGCCACCUCAAUUCACCUUAUGGGUAUUUGGUGUUACACAUUUGCUGAAAUGCCUUGGUAUCAGAGAAGAAUUGCUAAAGUGCUGUUUGCAACUCCUCCUAGUUCCACCUAUGAGGAGGCAUUAGGCUACUUUCACAGGGCAGAGCAAGUGGAUCCAAAUUUCUACAGCAAAAACUUGCUGCUUUUAGGAAAGACAUAUUUGAAGUUACACAAUAAAAAGCUUGCUGCCUUCUGGCUAAUGAAAGCCAAGGACUAUCCGGCACACACAGAGGAGGAUAAACAGAUACAGACAGAAGCUGCUCAGUUGCUUACAGGUUUCAGUGACAAGAAUUGAGAAUUUUUCAGAGAAGAAAGCCCACGAAAUAUCUAAGAAACAUUGCCUUUUCAUGAAAUUACAAAGAUAAUAUGUGAACUGUAACUGUUCUAUGGCUGUUUUCUCGGUUCCUUUAAUGUGACCACUUAACAAAUUAAAUGUAUAAAAUUCUAAGUUUCUUCACAGACAACAAGGUAAAAGAAAUAAUUACCAAAAAAUUGGUAGAGACUUCUCCCUGGCUGAGAGGCAGAGAUAUUGCACAUUUAGGACACUAGCAAUACAAAGUGGUGUAAAAUUUCUGAGGAGGAUGGAUCACAUCAGAAUGGGAGAUCAAGAAAAGAAAAAGCUUUGUGGAAGAGGCUUCAUUGGGGGGUGUGCACUGCCAAAUUGGACUGAUGCAAAGUUGAGAUCUUGCAGAGAAGGUGCAGUGAAAAUUAGGAGGUUAGGAUGUUGAGGGUUCUUGGUAUAAAGUAGUUAAAUGAUGGAUCUUGGAACCAACCUGUGUAAGGAAAAAACUUAAGUCAGGAGAGGACAGAAAAUGGAGUGUGGUGGUUUUUUUUUUUUUUUUUUUAAUGUGACAUGGUCUUACAAGUUGAAGGAUUGAUUUUGUUACUUGACAAAGCCCAGAUUCUCUUCCCUAAUGUGGUGAAAGGAACACAGAACUCAGGGUGAAAUAGAAAUGAAGAUGUUUUACAUAGGCAGGACCGAAUUACUUGAGGCUGCAGAACUGUUUUAUAAAAAGGACUAUCUUGAAUCCUUUGAAUCACUUAGAUAAAUCAAGAGUGCAUGCAUAGGUAAGUUUUCCUGGAGUUGGGAAUUGUAAAGUUAACAGUGAACCGUGAGGGUGUGGGCUGUUUGUGUUGUCAUGAAUAUUUUCGAACAAAAAGGAAAAUCAAAGUUCUGGACUCUAUAUACCCAUCUCCAAUUGCUAAUCUUCAGCUAUAUUUUACUGUGUGUGUGUGUGUGUGUGUGUGUGUGUGUGUGUAUUUCUAAACUUUUGAAAUUGUAGACAACAUACUUCAUCCCUAAGUACUUAAGCAUGCAUUGUCUCAGAAUGACAUCCUUCUAAACAAA